UGCUGAUGUAACACUAACCUCAUUGCUUACAAAUCGCUGUAGAUCUAUAUACUUCUUCCCCAGAGCUGAGAUGUACAUGGGAUGCCCAUUAUUCCCCAUUGGCACUGCGAUAGUGUAGAGCUUGACCGCGGCGAAUGACGGAGGAAAAGGUAUCCGAGCUUAAGAGACAGUUUCCAGAAGCAGAUGAAGCAUCAUUGCUCGAGCUACUGGUAGUCUGUGAUGGUUCUUUAUCAUCUGCUGAAAGAUUGUUGAUGGAGACAUUUCCCAAAGGUCCAACUCGGAAGAGAUCCAAGGUUGCUAGACAAGCGAGUAUCCAAAGUCUCAUGAACAGACCUGUUAGCAAGAAGCUCGUCUCUACAAACACCUCGGGGUCCAAUAAGCCUGUGUUGCUGCACACCAAAGAGGCCAUCGAAACCACUGUUCCAUACUCCACGAUCCAUUAUAACUUCCUCCCCAAUGACCUUGCUGACUCCCUGCUCCAAACAAUCAUGGAUGACACAGCUGACUUCGUGGCCUCCGAGUUUUACCUCUUUGGCAAUAGGUGUGUUUCGAAACACGACACCAAGAUGUAUUCGAGCAAACCCAUCGACGGUAUCUUCUACAACGGCGUUGAGACCAAGAACAAGUCGGAGUUCACCGACUUCCAUGGGAUCGCACAGGUCCUGAUUGAAGACCAGGUGAACAUGGAGAUAAACGAGAGAGGCCGGCUGCCCUUUCAACACCAGGGCCAGUGGGUUGGCGACCUGGCACUGUGCAACAAGUUCUAUACAAAGUCGAACAACCUGGAUUGGCAUUCUGAUCGCCUAACGUACAUUGGGCCUCACUGUACCAUUGCUUCUCUAUCACUAGGAGCCACAAGGGAGUUCAGGGUAAGGAAGCAGUACUGCUCCGACGACGCCACCUCCAGGUUCAACACCAUUUACUCUAUUCCUUUGCCUCACAACACCCUUCUCAUUAUGCAUGCUGGCUUCCAGGAGGAGUUCAAGCACUGUGUCUCUUCCACCACAGAGCUCAUCCCACACCCGGUCUCCGGCACGCUGAGAGUCAAUCUCACCUACAGGCACUACCUGCCACGUUAUAAGGACCAUAUUCCUCAGUGCGAACUGUGCCAUUCCCCCAUGGAGCUCAGACGAAUGUUCAAAGACCCCCGUACAAGGGGAAGAUACGUAUGGAUGUGUAGCCGAGGGUACCAGGGCAGAGACUGUGCUGGUAAGUUCUAUGCUGAUUUCAGCGCUGACAGCCUCAUAGCGAAGGACUUCAACAGUGCUUCGCUAUGGAUCGCACCUGAUGACCACGAGGCUCUACAGGCGUUUAGAGAGUCAAUUGGGGUGGUUAAUUGAGACGAUUUGCUGGUUGGUGAUCUCUGUAGGCAGCGCGUAGGCUGCGUUCCUUCUACGGCCCCUGCCCACAGGCUGCGUUCCCUCUACGGCUCCUGCCCACAGGCUCCUGCCCACUGGCUGAGUUCCCUCUACUGUUCCCGCCUACUGUUCCCGCCUACAGGCUGAG
This is a messenger RNA of Williopsis jadinii, 1506 nucleotides long. RefSeq lists its product as uncharacterized. Gene Ontology annotation, cellular component: nucleus. The transcript has a single exon. Gene Ontology annotation, molecular function: dioxygenase activity. Bases 135 to 1340 code for a protein of 401 amino acids. Gene Ontology annotation, biological process: DNA repair; DNA alkylation repair. Lineage: Eukaryota; Fungi; Ascomycota; Saccharomycetes; Phaffomycetales; Wickerhamomycetaceae. The record is from RefSeq and is a predicted model, not a curated record.